AUGAUAUUCAGAGCUACCUGUUGGAAGCCAGAAAAUAACAUAGAGGUUAAAAUCAAAGUGGGGUUUAUCAAUGAAAACGUCAAUAGUAACGAUAAUGUUGAUGACGAUUGUCAUAGUAAUUUUAAUAAUCAUAAACAUGAUCUUAAUAUGAUUCAUGUCAUAUAUUUCAAUUAAAUGAUGAUAAUAGUAAUAAUGAAUUUGAUGAUAUUUGAUAAUGAUGAUGCUGAUGAUAAUUAUGAUGAUAGUGAUGAUGAUGAUGAUAAUGAUGAUGAUGAAGAUGACGAUGAUGGCUCUGCGAAUGACAUCGACACAGCGAUAGAACGACUUCAUAAGGUGAAGAAGACAAACUUUUUUGGAAAGCCUAUCAAGAAUAAUGAUAACCAUUAUUGCUAA
Messenger RNA from Porites lobata, 393 nucleotides. Lineage: Eukaryota; Metazoa; Cnidaria; Anthozoa; Scleractinia; Poritidae. The record is from the annotation of a GenBank genome assembly.